CCCGGCCCCGGCCCCGGCCCCGGCCCCGGAAGUCUCCGCCCACUGGCCCCGGCAGCCCCCGUCGCCCUGGGCGCGCGGGCUGGGCUCGGGGGCGCGCACGCUGUGCGUGCCGGCCCUCGGGACUGUGCCUGGCGCGGCUGGAAGGCCCGCAGUUUGGCCCGCCAUGUUUCUCUCCGCGGUGCUCCGGGCCCGCGCGGCAGGCCUCACCGCCCAGUGGGGAAGACAUAUAAGGAAUUUGCAUAAGACAGCUGUGCAGAAUGGAGCUGGAGGAGCCUUAUUUGUGCACAGAGAUACUCCUGAGAAUAACCCAGAUACUCCAUUUGAUUUCACACCCGAGAACUAUAAGAGAAUAGAGGCAAUUGUAAAAAACUACCCAGAAGGGCACAAAGCCGCAGCUGUGCUUCCAGUCCUGGAUUUAGCCCAAAGACAGAAUGGGUGGCUGCCCAUCUCUGCUAUGAACAAGGUUGCAGAAGUUUUACAAGUACCUCCAAUGAGAAUAUAUGAAGUAGCAACUUUUUAUACAAUGUAUAAUCGAAAGCCAGUUGGAAAGUAUCAUAUUCAAGUCUGCACUACUACCCCUUGCAUGCUUCGAAACUCCGAAAGCAUACUGGAGGCCAUUCAGAAAAAGCUUGGAAUAAAGGUUGGCGAGACUACACCUGACAAACUUUUCACUCUUAUAGAAGUGGAAUGUUUAGGGGCCUGUGUAAAUGCACCAAUGGUUCAAAUAAAUGACAACUACUAUGAGGAUCUGACACCUAAGGAUAUUGAAGAAAUUAUUGAUGAACUGAAGGCUGGCAAAAUCCCCAAACCUGGGCCAAGGAGUGGACGCUUCUCAUGUGAGCCAGCCGGAGGUCUUACCUCUUUGACCGAACCACCUAAAGGACCUGGCUUUGGUGUGCAAGCAGGCCUUUAAUUUAUAUUCAGCUGUAAAUAUGUCACUGGAGAAAUAAAAAUGUGAAUCUCCUAUCUA
Molecule: messenger RNA, 970 nt
Organism: Hippopotamus amphibius kiboko
Lineage: Eukaryota; Metazoa; Chordata; Mammalia; Artiodactyla; Hippopotamidae
Gene: NDUFV2
Product: NADH:ubiquinone oxidoreductase core subunit V2
Exons: 8
Coding region: 164-913 (249 amino acids)
Biological process (GO): mitochondrial electron transport, NADH to ubiquinone
Molecular function (GO): NADH dehydrogenase activity
Source: RefSeq, a predicted model, not a curated record